Molecule: messenger RNA, 2781 nt
Organism: Salvelinus namaycush (lake trout)
Lineage: Eukaryota; Metazoa; Chordata; Actinopteri; Salmoniformes; Salmonidae
Gene: slc8a2a
Product: solute carrier family 8 member 2a
Exons: 13
Coding region: 1-2664 (887 amino acids)
Biological process (GO): cell communication; sodium ion transmembrane transport; calcium ion import across plasma membrane
Cellular component (GO): sarcolemma; postsynapse; axon
Molecular function (GO): calcium:sodium antiporter activity
Source: RefSeq, a predicted model, not a curated record
AUGUGUAGACCUGGCAUUGUGCUGCCUGUGUGGCUACCACUCAGCCCUCCACUGGCGGAGCAGACGGGGAGGGCGAUAGUCUACUUUGCCUGCCUCAUGUACAUGUUCCUGGGUGUGUCCAUCAUCGCCGACCGCUUCAUGGCCUCCAUUGAGGUCAUCACCUCCCAGGAGAAAGAGGUGACUAUCACCAAACCCAACGGGGAGACGUCAGUGACCACUGUGCGGAUCUGGAACGAGACUGUGUCUAACCUCACGCUCAUGGCCCUGGGCUCCUCUGCACCAGAGAUCCUUCUCUCUGUCAUCGAGGUGUGUGGUCACAACUUUGACGCGGGUGAGCUUGGACCGGGCACCAUAGUGGGCAGCGCUGCCUUCAACAUGUUUGUGAUCAUCGGAGUGUGUGUGUGGGUCAUCCCCGACGGGGAGUCGCGAAAGAUCAAACAUCUGCGAGUGUUCUUCAUCACAGCCUUCUGGAGCAUCUUCGCUUACAUCUGGCUCUACCUCAUCCUGGCUGUUAUCUCCCCGGGAGUAGUGGAGGUGUGGGAGGCUCUGGUCACUCUGCUCUACUUCCCAGUGUGUGUGAUCUUGGCUUGGAUCGCCGACCGCCGCCUGCUCUUCUACAAGUACAUGCACAAGCGUUACCGUGCCGACAAGCGGCAUGGCAUCGUUGUGGAAACGGAAGGUGACCUGGCGCCCAAGGGGAUCGAUGUAAUCAUGGACGCUAAGUUCUCAGAUAGCAAUUCCACGGCUGGAAACUCCUCCAGUGUCUGCACAGUCUCUGUUCAGACAGGCAAGGAGCUGGACCAGAACAGAGAUGAGGUGGUACGCAUCCUGAAGGACCUGAAGCAGAAGCACCCGGACAAAGACCUGGAGCAGCUUAUCGAGAUGGCCAACUACUCAGCUCUGGUGCAGCAGAGGAAGAGCCGCGCCUUUUACCGCAUCCAAGCCACACGCAUGAUGAUCGGUGCCGGCAACGUGCUCAAGAAGCAUGCCGCCGAGCACACACGACGCAAAGCCGCCGCUACGGAGGGCGGAGCCCUGGAGAAAGACGACAGGGCCACGUGCACCCACCUGUCCUUUGAGCGUGCCCAAUACCAGUGCACGGAGAACUGUGGUACCCUGAGCCUAGCAGUGAUCUGUGAGGGUGGCAUGGGGCAGCACACCUUCUAUGUGGACUACCACACGGAGAAUGGCUCGGCAAAUGCCGGGGCGGACUAUGAGUUUAGCGAGGGGACGCUGGUGUUCAAACCAGGGGAGAGUCGGAAGGAGAUUAAGGUGGGCAUCUUGGACGACGACGUCUUCGAGGAAGACGAGCACUUUUUUGUGCGGCUGCAGAAUCUCCGUCUGGAUGAGGGCGGCAACAAGGUUUCACUGGGAACGCCGCCCAAGGGCCGGCUGGUGGAGCCGUUAGUUGCCAUGGUUACCAUCCUGGACGACGACCACGCCGGCAUCUUCACGUUCGGCGAGCGCGUGCUGCGAGUGAGCGAGAGUUCGGGUACGAUGGUGGUGACGGUGGUGCGGAACUCUGGCUCGCGGGGCACCGUGAUGUUGCCCUACCGCACUGAGGACGGCAGCGCCCGUGCCGGCGUGGACUACGAGGAGACCAAGGGCGAGCUUGAGUUCUCCAAUGAACAGACCAGUCAGACUCUACAGGUACGCAUUGUAAAUGUGGAGGAAUAUGAGAAGCAGGAAAACUUCUUCAUUGUGCUGGAUGAGCCCAAAUGGCUAAAGCGAGGAAUCUCAGGUCAUCUUCUAAUUAAUGAUUUAUUUACUCUACCUCGUCAAUCUCAUUCCAAACGGAACCCUACUCCAGAAGAGGAGGACGCCAGACGUAUCUCAGAGAUGGGGAAGCCCAUUCUAGGGGAGCACAGCAGGCUAGAGGUCAUCAUAGAGGAGUCCUACGAGUUUAAGAGCACCGUGGACAAACUCUUGAAGGACACCAAUCUGGCUGUGGUGAUUGGAACUCAUUCCUGGAGAGAACAGUUCAUUGAGGCGGUCACAGUCAGUUCAGGAGAACCUGAUGGUGACGAGGAAGAGGGAGUGGAGCGGCGAAUUCCCAACUGCUUCGACUACUUCAUGCACAUUGUGACAGUUUUCUGGAAGAUUCUGUUUGCCUGUGUGCCACCUACCGAGUACUGGAAUGGCUGGGCCUGCUUUGUGGUGUCCAUCAUUGUCAUUGGCUUACUAACCACCGUCAUCGGGGACCUGGCCUCCCACUUCGGCUGCACCGUGGGCCUCAAAGACAGUGUCACUGCUGUGGUGUUUGUGGCUCUGGGCACCUCCAUCCCUGACACCUUUGCCAGUAAAGUCGCUGCCACCCAGGACCAGUAUGCCGACGCGUCAGUGGGUAACGUGACGGGUAGCAAUGCGGUCAACGUUUUCUUGGGCAUCGGGGUGGCGUGGUCCAUCGCUGCCAUCUACUGGGAGACCAAAGGUCAAACUUUCCGCGUGGACCCUGGCUCACUGGCCUUCUCGGUCACGCUCUUCACCAUCUUCGCCUUCAUCAACAUGGGGGUGCUGAUGCUCCGCCGCCGGCCGUCUGUAGGGGGUGAGCUGGGGGGGCCCAAGGUCACCAAGGUGCUCACCACCCUAUUCUUCUUUGGCCUCUGGUUCAUCUACAUCCUCUUUUCCAGCCUGGAGGCCUACUGCCAUGUAAAGGGCUUCUGAGGGAGCACAGGGCUAGAUAGGUAGAUGGGUAGAUUGAGAAACUCACACAUGCACACAGACACACACACAUGCGCAUACAUGCUGGCACGCACACACGCACACGCACACGCACACACA